This is a messenger RNA of Opisthorchis viverrini, 1419 nucleotides long. RefSeq lists its product as hypothetical. Gene Ontology annotation, molecular function: omega-amidase activity. The transcript has 8 exons. The coding region runs from base 151 to 1419 and encodes 422 amino acids. Lineage: Eukaryota; Metazoa; Platyhelminthes; Trematoda; Opisthorchiida; Opisthorchiidae. The record is from RefSeq and is a predicted model, not a curated record. Gene Ontology annotation, biological process: L-glutamine metabolic process; oxaloacetate metabolic process. Gene Ontology annotation, cellular component: mitochondrion.
CGCCGGUGUAGGACGUCAGGGCCGUUCGUUUUUUUCAGGCAUCAGGAGAUCGGGUUUCAAUUAACACGAUACGAAUAGCGUGAGUGCGCUUUCGAAGCCGAGCGAACUGGUAACCGCGCUAAAAACGAAUUUCAAGCUGAUUGCAACACUAUGUUGCGCCUUGCGCUUAUCCAAAUGCGAGUCGGAGCUGACAAGUUGGCUAAUGUGAAACGGGCUUCGGAUCUGAUCUCGUCAGCUGUAUCUGAGCAUUCUGCUCGCCUGAUCUGCUUGCCUGAGUGUUUUAAUUCACCUUAUGGGACGAGUUUCUUUGAGUCCUACGCAGAACCAGUACCCGACGGUCCAACUUGCAAGGCCGUAUCUGAAAUUGCCAGGGAACACCGCAUUUGGCUGGUUGCUGGAUCCAUUCCUGAACGGGGCGACGAUGGAAAAUUGUACAACUGCAGUGUGACUUUCGAUCCGAAGGGUACCCUGGUCGGGUUGUAUAGAAAACUGCAUCUGUUUGACAUUGAAAUACCAGGCCAGUUCUCCUUCAAAGAAUCCAGCAGUUUGUCAUCGGGCAAAGAACCAUUUUACUUCGAACUACCGUUGGACGAUACGGACCGCCAGCCGAAAGUCAUUCGUGUUGGAAUCGGCAUUUGUUACGAUAUUCGCUUUCCGGAACUAUCUCUGCUAUAUGCGAACAGCCACGGGUGUCAUGUGCUCCUCUUUCCGGGUGCAUUUAAUCCGAAAACUGCAACGGUCAGCGAAACGAUAAGUGGAAAAGGUGGCUCAUUAAUUCACUCGCAAAAACGUCGACUGGAAAGAUGGGCCGAACACUUCGAAGAACAGUUCAUCUGGCCUCCUGCAACACAGUCUGUGGAAAUAAUGCACACGGGCGAAUGGAAUGUAAACCUUGAUCGCCCUUCGGAAGAAGAGGUAUGGUACAAAAUAUCCGUGCUAAAACGUGAGAAGGCACCAGGACCGGACGGUCUGUAUCCAGCCCUCUUCAAAGAAGGCGGAAAAUUCCUAGUGUCCCAUCUGACAAAACUUAUUGGUACCAUACGGGACGGAGAGAUUGUGUCUGCAGAAUGGGGCAUGUCCACGAUUAUCCCUAUCUUCAAAAGGAGACCCGUACACUGGGAACUUUUGGGCAAAGCUCGCGCCUUGGAUACACAGUGCUACGUUGGAAUGUGUAGUCCAGCUUGUGACUUGGAGUCCGAUUAUGUCAGCCACGCGGAAUCAUUGAUUACCUCACCAUGGGGUGUCGUGGUUGCCAAAGCUGGAAAAGAUGAACAGAUUAUCUCGGCCAAUAUCGACUUGAACGAGCUCAAACGGGUUCGUGAAGCCAUCCCUAUCGGUCGGCAGCGACGGUUAGACGUGUACACAAUGCCGAAACCGGCGAACGGUUCACAUCCGAAUGAGACACAGGGCAGUUGUUAA